CCGACUCGAAAAUGCCACAGACAGUACGAAACCGACAUCUGUGGAGAGUGCGUCGCUCCGUGCCGCAAAAUUCACGUCAAUCAAUAUGACUUCCGUAAUCUCUCUAUUAGAAACGCCGUUUCUAAAACGUGAUCCGCUCGAUAAACUGCACGUACAAAAGUCGGGACGGCCGCUGCCCCAACUGAACAUGGCCACGCUGGAGAUUGUGGACGGCAACACCACCAACGUCCAUCACUUCAACAAGGAUAUCUACCAGAGGAACGACUGGAUAUGCGGCUGUCCCAAGAUGAACGCGUUUUACUGUUUUCCCUGCCUGCUGUUCGAGGGAAACGACCAAUGGUCAACCACCGGCUUCAACGACCUCGUCUUCCUAUCCAACGCCAUAUCGAAACACGAGCUGGGCCCCAAACAUAAGUGCAACAUGCUUAAAUACUGCAGAUUCAACAAUUCCAAUCAAAUCGUAAGAGAGCCGAAUAAACGCGUCCAGAAGAACCUCCAAGUCUUGGAGGCGGUCAUCGAAGCCAUCAAGUUCUGCGCGUUCAACAACAUCCCUGUCUCCGAUCAGGCGGAGUACGAUCCCCAUCGUUUCCAGGAUAUUCUGAACCUAAUAAGCCCCUCUGAUUGCACCUUGAAGAACUACCUAGAACAAGAACCUUUCGAAGACUUGGAAUCCCUCAAAAAAGACGUGUUGAAAGCCGCUUCCGAAGUCAUCAGGGAUCGGAUAGUCGAGGAAAUCCAAGAGGCCCAGUUUGUAGCUCUCAUAGUUGAAGGUGGAGAUUCACGAUACCCAAGAGUAAUCAUCCUGAGGUACCUCAAGGGUUGCGAACUUGUCGAGAGGGUUUGGAAGAUAAUAAAUAGGGAUAACAUGAAAUGUUUCCUAGACAACCUAUUGACGGAUUUGCGUGCCAUUGCCCAGCAACCGACUGAACUAGUGUCGCAAAGCUACGACCAACUGACCCUCAAAAAGCAAGAUCCAUCAGUUAGUCUGCCAACGAAGAUCAAGAGCCACUUUCCUCAAGCUCAACUGGUCUAUUUUUAUGGUCACGAUGUAUUCGACGUGAUAUACAGCUCGGUCUCCAUACAGAAACACUUUCAACAGUUUGCCAGUAUGGUGUGGGGUAUCAGUAAACUCAUGACAGAGGAGACGCCCAGUUUGGUAAAAAUCAUCGCCAUUUUUGAGGAGAAUCGUAGUAGAUUCUACGGACCGAAGAAGUUGCACUAUGAUUUCGGGAAAAAUAAGGUGGAAAGUGUGUAUCUCAACAAAAAGGCGCUUUUGGAGACUAUGAAAACCAUCACGCAGAAUUUUCUUGAUUAUCCAGAUCAUGUGGUUUCGUUAGCCAACAACUACGUGGUAACUCUUCAAGACGACGUCUGCAACUACAUGCUAGAAACAUUCUUCAAACUUAUUCCCUAUUUCAAUAAACUCAUCGUUGCCUACAAAAACUGCUUGGAAAACACGUUGAACAUUGAUCCAAACGUUCUACGCCUCAUACUCGAUGGUGGGAUACCGGAAAUCUCCAGCAUGGCAAUCCCAUCCAGCAGUAGUAACAUAAUCGGUGAGGUCCAGGUGAAAAUCGAAGAUGAAAUAGACAUUCAAUGUGUGGAUCUAUCAAAUAUCAAGACAGAGGUUGAAGAUAACAUGGAGACAGACUUCAGUUUUGCUCCUCCAUCCACGUCGAAAAGAAAACGAGACGAAAAUAUUGCAGACCAAAGGAAAGAGCGGACAAUCGACAUAGUACAGUCCGUUGUGUCACAACUACAAGCGCUGCUACAAUACAGGACCAACAUGCUGGCAUCACAACUGGUGGAUCCCAGAAAUUUCCACAAAUACAGUGCCAUAUUUCCCGAAUACAUCUUCACAACUGCCAUCACGAAUCUGCAUUACUUCUCUGCCUUCGACAGUAUGAAACUCCAAACAGAGCUGAAGGUGCUGUACGGACACUCUGACUUCCAGUUACUAUCCAGCUCAUGCGAUGCCCUGAAGAAAAUCUGGGAGAGUAAUUUGACGUCAACUUUUCCUGAAACCGUCAAGCUUCUCAAGAUAGUACUGACCUACCCUUCCCUUACAGAUGAUCCAAGGAGAUGUCUGGACACUAAGAACAAGAUUAGGCGGUUCCUUUCAGCCUCUCAGGGUUUCAGGAAUGUGGAUUGUCUGGUAUAUUUUGGCUGUGAAAGAGACAUCAUUGAGAAUAUGCCUGACUUCAAUACGAAGGUGUUGAAAAAAGUUGCUGAACUCCCUGGUCGUGUUAGCCUCUUCAGUGAGAGGGGGAAAUGAUAACGUCUGGUCUUUAUAACGGAAGAGAGCUGUGAUGGAAGAUACAUUUAUUUUCGAAUACGUUACUUUUAAGUGUGGAAACUUCAUUAUGUUUAUGAAUUUUUUAAUAAAAAUCAUUCAGUACA
This is a messenger RNA of Coccinella septempunctata (seven-spotted ladybird), 2400 nucleotides long. RefSeq lists its product as uncharacterized. The transcript has 2 exons. The record is from RefSeq and is a predicted model, not a curated record. The coding region runs from base 86 to 2275 and encodes 729 amino acids. NCBI's taxonomy places the organism in Eukaryota, Metazoa, Arthropoda, Insecta, Coleoptera, Coccinellidae.